This is a messenger RNA of Poeciliopsis prolifica (blackstripe livebearer), 4973 nucleotides long. RefSeq names its product failed axon connections homolog, metaxin like GST domain containing a (gene faxca). The record is from RefSeq and is a predicted model, not a curated record. NCBI's taxonomy places the organism in Eukaryota, Metazoa, Chordata, Actinopteri, Cyprinodontiformes, Poeciliidae. The transcript has 6 exons. Gene Ontology annotation, cellular component: cytoplasm. Bases 492 to 1733 code for a protein of 413 amino acids.
GGGAAAAAAGCCAAUCUUCUCUGGAAAUCUUUGACAUUUUAGGUUUACUUCCCUGUUAUCAGCCCCAUCUGUCUUCCCUUUAACAGUUACCCCAUCCCUGCUGAAGGAAGAGGUGUCACAGCAUGAUGCUGGCUCUUCUUUAUGAGUUUGACUUUGGAAAAUUAUGUGAAAACAUGUCAGUAUUUUGAGAUAAAAACAAAAACAAAAAAAACCCGACUUUUAUUUUGAAAAAACCCCAUCCGGAAAUCGCUUGUCAGCUGGUCCGCCUUGACAGAAUGUAGACAAGAAGAGGGGGGUCAAGUCAGGAAGCUCAGGACGGGCUUCAGAGUAUGUCCUCCCCGGUGGCUGGAGGAUAAGCCCCGGACGGGAUGCCUGUGUCCCCCCGGCUCUUCCCGCUGCUCUGCCCCCGUCUCGGUCGGGACCCAUGACGCCCCCGCCGAUGCAGACCCGACCUGCUAAAGCGAGGCGGAAAGCUGCGGGGGACACCGAGCAUGCACUGGCGCGUCGUUGGCUUCGCCUGGACGGGGUCGUGUGUGGUUGAUCUCGGCCGGAACCGGAGCUUCGAUGAGCAGCUCUCGCUUUACGGGUCCAUCGUCGCCCGGCCUCUGCGGGACCACGGCGGGAUGAUGUCGGCGCUGGGCUCGGACUCGUGGUGGAGGAAGACUCUGUAUGUGACCGGAGGCGCUCUGCUGGCUGCCGCUGCGUAUCUGCUGCACGAACUGCUGACCAUCAGAAAAGAAGAGGAGCUGGACUCUAAAGAUGCCAUCAUCCUCCACCAGUUCUCCCGGCCCAAAUCUGGGGCCCCUUCCCUUUCCCCCUUCUGCCUUAAACUGGAGACCUACCUCCGUAUGGCCGACCUGCCCUACCAGAACUACUUUGACGGGAGGCUGUCGCCGCAGGGAAAGAUGCCGUGGAUCGAGUACAACCAGGAGCGGGUCUACGGCACUGAGUUCAUCGUCGAGUUUCUGGAGGAGAGGCUGGGCGUGAGCCUGAACAAGAGCCUGACGCCGCAGGAGAGAGCCUUGUCUCGCGCCAUCACCAAAAUGGUGGAAGAACACUUUUACUGGACUAUGGCUUACUGCCAGUGGGUGGACAACCUGGAAGAGACUCAGAAGAUGCUGUCGGUGAGCGGACCAUUGAGCGACCUGCUCAAGUGGAUCCUGAGUCACCUGACGGGCGGGAUCGUUAAAAGGGAAAUGUACGGCCACGGGAUUGGACGGUUCUCUAAGGAGGAGGUCUACAGCCUCAUGGAGAAGGACAUGCGAACCUUGGCCACCUUGCUAGGUGAUAAGAAGUACAUCAUGGGCUCCAAGCUUUCAGCAGUAGAUGCUACAGUGUUUGGCCACCUGGCUCCGGCCAUGUGGACUCUACCAGGAUCCCGACCGGAGCAGCUCAUCAAAGGCGAGCUCAUCAACCUGGCCAUGUACUGUGAGCGCAUCCGCCGGCGCUUCUGGCCCGAGUGGUUCGUGGACCUGGAGGACUUCCGCUACGACCUGGCCACCGAGCUCAGCGACACGCCAUCCAAGCUCCCGGACCUGGGCCUCUACUCUCGCACAGACACCUCCCAGGAGACGAUUUACUCGCAUACUUCUCCGCUUUCCCAUCUCUCCCACCUUUCGCACACUCCCACCCCACAGGAGCCCCCGUCGCCCGUCAGCGACCCCACGGGCCACUCUCUCUACGACUCCGACAUGGACACCGAGUGCUCUGAAAUAGAUCAGCUCAAAUGUUGACAAAACGUGGCACACACUCGUAGGUACGCACGCCCACAGGGGGGAGCUAGAGCUCACCUACCUCUGAACAUUUAAUAGCUGAAGAUUCCUUGUGUUGGUACAAAUCGACAGAGCAGAAAGAGGUUUCCCUGCAAAUCUCCAGCGGAGGAGGAAAGUAGCCAACAAAAAAAGCAACAGGUUGCAAAGUCAAAAGGAGUAAAUGACGCGGCUGCUGCUGAUAGGCUCCUCCAGGUUCUCCACGUCGUCGGCAGACAAAAGCCCUUUUACACACUUGGCAUCUUGGUGAUCAUGGCAGCCACAUCUGCGCGCGCCCACAGUGUUUCCUCGUAGCAACGUGCGCCACCAUUCGGCCGUGUGCGUGCUUUGAAGGCCUCUCGGUGAAGUUAUGUCGACACCUGCAGCUACGCCAGACUGAAUCCAAGCCGUUCAGUGUAAAUAUUUCUAGGAAUCAAAGUAAAUUAAUGGAUAGAAAACGGAAUUAUAUUAUGCAUAUAAAGUGUGUAGAUAAUCUGACAACCGAAACUUAUUUCCUUUGUUUUAUGAUGUAAAUAUUGUUAGUGUUUCUCCUUUAAAGUCCAGUUUAUGGUGGUCCUCGAUCAGCAAGAAGACCCCUGAAACCUUCUGUCCUGUGUCCCAUCUGCUUUCGCUCCAUGCAUCGGAGUAAUACCUGCAGUCACAUCUAGAAGUAUAAAAUGUAUCCAAAAUAGGAAUUCCAAAUCUGUGCAAAUGCCAUCUGUCGUUUCUGUCCAUCUUGUUUCCAAAGAGCCAGACUGACUUAUUAUUUUUCAAAGUGGUUUUGAUCAAUGCCUGACAAAUGAGUUUCCUUUCAAAGUUUGCUAAGCCCCUUAAGUUUGUGCUAUGCUUCAUUAGGCAUAAAACAAACAAUGUUCAGGAUUUACAUGGGCUUAAAAUUGCCCGUGUGUAAUAAGUUUACAAUAAGUAAACUUAUUUUUACUUAUUGUAGGACUUUUGGUGCGUGCCUUUCUCACGCAUUGCCCACUUGUUGUCUGGUUACUGUCAAUAAAGGCCAAAGAAAAUCUUAAAAACAACAAAAAAAGCAGUUUGUUCCAAUUUUCUCACCCAUAUCUUUGAAAAUCAAAGAAAAGCUGCAUAAAUUUAAAGCUAAUUUUAAAAGUCUUUCAUUAUUUCCCCAUCAUUUUAAGAAGCGAUGAUGAAGACCACGUUGAAAGAUGACAGAAAAAAGUCUGGCUCUUUUUUGCUGACAAAUCAUCAGCAAAAUGAUUUAUGGUUUUGUACUUUUACACAUUGUAUUUUUACUUUGGCCACAGCUUUGGCUAAAAGAAACAUCUAAGAUGCAUUCAAGCAUUACGAGCGCGUUAAACAAUCUCUUAAAAAAAAACCCUAAAUUCUCACAUAUUGAAUUAAUGUGCAUGGCUGAUACGUGUCCACAAAACUAUGCCUUUAGGCUUCCUUUCAUUUAGUUAUAGGUUACCUGGUUAAGUCUGAUGUUGUGUUGAUUUCUUAUUUUUUAGCUGCAAUGAGAUAAAGCCCCUGCUGGUUUGUGGUGUUUUGGAUCUGCGGCGUGAAGGUGGAGGGUUUAUGUGUGUUUGUCACUCAACAAAUGCUCAUAGUGCACCAGCAGGGGUGUCUGAAAAGCUACUUGUCCAAUAUUACACGUGGGUUCACUUUGUUUUUGUUGCCGUGUGGUGACACGUUGGUUGCUUCAGCUUCAGCAGAUGUGAACUUUAUUCAUUGUCCCUGAGGAAAAAAAAAAAACUUUGCAGAAACAGCUUUUUCUGCCAUCAAAGCUGCCAGUCUUUCUCCAUCAGCUUGGCACAUCUAAAGAUUGGAGAUUGUUCUUUGCAAAAUAGCUCAAGGUUUUAUCGCAUGGCUAAUUGUAUCUAUAAAUUCUCCCACCUGAGCUUUGGAAAUGUGAAGCUCCUCCAGAGUUAUCUCUCUUGGCUCCUAGUCUUGGUGGAUUUAAAGUUGCGUCAUGAUGCUUUCAUUCUGUGAGAUGUUGAAAGCUCUGUUUUCUAACCUAACCCACCGUUAGACGUCUCUGCGACUUCCUCCAUGACUUUGCCUUGCUGUUUUCCUUGGUCUUCAUCGUGUCGUUUGUUCACUAAUGCUCUCUGACAAAAACUCUGAGGCCUUUGUAGAACAGCUGGAUUUGGUUAAAUGCUGUUAGAUGCACUGGGGUUUUUUUCAUGGGUAUCCACGCCACACACUGCAGAUAUUGACUUCUUAAAGUUUGGGAAAAUAUGCACUACUUUUUGUUGUUUCGUCACUUAAAUCCCAACAGCAUGCACUGAGGUCUGUAGACAAACAUGGCAAAAUGUGAAAAGGUUCUUGCUGCAUUUUGCAAGUCGAGAAAAAAAGUACAGAAUUGCUGGACUACCGGUAAUAUCAAAGAAGACAGGAAUGCCUUCACGAGUAACUGUAUGGGAGAGACCUUGAAGUAGAAGUUUAGUGAUGUAAUUAAGUCCUGAAAAAUGCAAAGUUUUUUUUUAUGUUUCAUAAUAUUUUUCUCCUGCAUGAUGUUGCCUUUUGGCUCAACAAAGUUCAGGUUUGCUCUAUUGUUUACAACAGUGCCAAUAUAUGCUUUAAAAAUGUGUAUAUUAGUUCUUUUUAUAUAUGUUGAAUAUAUUUAGAUUAUUUUACCAAUGCUGGUUUAUUUAAUGUAAUUGUUUUGUUCUUUUUAUGUGCUCAUAUUUUUACAGUGUUUUUUUUUUUUAUGUUUACAUGUCGCUCUCAGAAUUAUACGUUGAGCUGUGUAUCUGUGCAAUAAUGUACAUUUUCCUUUGACCUGCAGACAUAAAAAAAAAAACAAAACAAACAAAACUGGGCAAACAUUUUUCAUGCUUCCCACUUUUUGCCAUGUCUGCAUGUUCGACCCAUUUUUCAGGUGAUUCUCUGUAAGUGCUGCAUGAACUUCAAACUUUCUCCUCCUUCCUUUCAGGACCACAGGAAGUUUCCCAAACUGCGGAAACGCCGGCUUAACUCUCGUGUACGGUCGCUUCCCUCCCCCCGACAUUUUCGGCUUGUAGACUCUAGGUGCUGCCUCACAUCGUCUCCCCGUGUUUCGGCAACAAACUUGUGAAAUAUCUUCUGGCUGUAAAUAAAAAAGAUUUAAAAAAAAAAAAACAAUCUAAUUAAAACGCCAACAUGGCCUACGAGAAAAUGCUGUGUAAGAUUUUCUGAAUGUACCACAACCAGAGAUAAACGGCUGUAUGAAAAUUGAUUCAUUUCAAUAUUUCAUUAAAAAUAGCUGUGAUUUUU